Molecule: messenger RNA, 1303 nt
Organism: Morus notabilis
Lineage: Eukaryota; Viridiplantae; Streptophyta; Magnoliopsida; Rosales; Moraceae
Product: probable E3 ubiquitin-protein ligase RHY1A
Exons: 3
Coding region: 202-1116 (304 amino acids)
Source: RefSeq, a predicted model, not a curated record
CAUCCCAAAAGCUUCGCCCUUGGCAAGAGAAAACCUCUUGUUUGGUCUCUCCCUCAGUUCCCUUCUUCGUCCAUGGAAGCCAACCACUGAUCUUCCCAGAGUCUUCCUCGAAGCUUUCUCUGAGUUUCCCCUUUGCUUUCUCAUAAAUUCGGAUCUGAUUUCGAAGCGAUUUAGCUAGCUAGGGCAAAGAUUUGCGUGUGCAUGACGAGCGCUUCCGAGCUGUUCUAUAACAGGAGGUCCCGAGUCGGCCGAACAAGUCCCGAUUUACGGCUCGAUUCUCCUCCUCCCGACCGGAAUUUCCAUCAUAAUCCGACUCACAGUCGCCGGAAUCACCAUUACAGUAGCACCGGCGCCGGCGGCGGUGGUAAUCACCGACAUGAUCUCGACGGCUGCGAUCCCCUCCGGCGAUACCCGCACGGUCGCCAUAUCACCCCCCGUGCUUCUCAUCAGGAAUGGGCAGCAUUUCGACUUGAGGAAAGUACGAGCCAGUUUGGUCCAAGUAAUCUAAUUGAAACAGAAAAUUUAAACAGUCCAAGCUGGCCAGCAUUGACUGCAAAUGAAAGGCUACCUGGAGCGGUGCUACUUGCGAGGGCGAGGCUUCGUGAGAGGUUGAGAGGUCUUCCCCUAUCUGGAAGCAGGCCACGCAGUCGAGGUGCAUCUAACAUCAAUGCUGGUGGGAUAGGGCCCGGUGGUGAGUCAAGGCCUUUUGAUGCAAGUGAUUGGGAGACUGAAAACCUAACUGGCUGGUCAACAGAUGGCUUCCCAUCUAUUGGCGUGAGCUCCCAAAGUUUACGGCCGCAACCCUCGCAACGAGAGAACAAAAAGCUGAGUGGUCUUACUCAAGAGGCUCUCGAUUGCUUGCAACUGGAGCUUUUCAGCAGCGAGGAAACUGGCACUGAAGACGCGGUGUCAAGAGCACCCCGGGAUUGCAGUAUAUGCCUUGAGAGCUUCUUCCAGGGAGAUCGGCUUAUAUGCUUGCCAUGUGAGCAUCGAUUCCAUGCUGUUUGCUUGGAUCCCUGGGUUCGAAUUCGUGGGGACUGUCCUUAUUGUCGAAGGGUUAUCAUUGUAGAGAAAAGUACCAUGAAAACUUCAGAGUCUCAGUUGAGAUGCUUUUAACUUUGGUGUUGUAGUGCAGGGAAAGUUUUGGGACUCCCUGAUCAACUUAUGCAUGCUGUUCUUGUACCUUCUCUUAUGUUGUACAUCAACUUAGGAAUCAAAGUGUGAACCCACGUCUUUUAACAAUCCGAUUUCUUUAGUCCAAAAUGUGAAUUUAAUUAGAUUUUUUUCUUUUUCUCCAUCUCAA